This is a messenger RNA of Ictidomys tridecemlineatus (thirteen-lined ground squirrel), 1316 nucleotides long. RefSeq names its product gap junction alpha-5 protein. Gene Ontology annotation, cellular component: connexin complex. Gene Ontology annotation, molecular function: gap junction channel activity involved in atrial cardiac muscle cell-AV node cell electrical coupling. NCBI's taxonomy places the organism in Eukaryota, Metazoa, Chordata, Mammalia, Rodentia, Sciuridae. The record is from RefSeq and is a predicted model, not a curated record. Gene Ontology annotation, biological process: heart development; cell-cell signaling; atrial cardiac muscle cell to AV node cell communication by electrical coupling.
GGGAGGGACAACUGACAGGCCCAGAGCAGUCCCCGUGGGCAGCUGGGCAGCUGGAGCACAGAGGGCCCGGAGCCCCCGGAGGAGCAGCCGCAGAGCCGGGCACCCGUCCCCUUCCCUGCCAGCAUGGGCGACUGGAGCUUCCUGGGCGAGUUCCUGGAGGAGGUGCACAAGCACUCGACGGUCAUCGGCAAGGUCUGGCUCACGGUGCUCUUCAUCUUCCGCAUGCUGGUGCUGGGCACGGCGGCCGAGUCCUCCUGGGGCGACGAGCAGGCCGACUUCGUGUGCGACACCAUGCAGCCGGGCUGCGGGAACGUGUGCUACGACCAGGCCUUCCCCAUCUCGCACAUCCGCUACUGGGUGCUGCAGAUCAUCUUCGUGUCCACGCCGUCCCUGGUGUACAUGGGCCACGCCAUGCACCACGUGCGCACCGAGGAGAAGCGGAGGCUCCGGGAGGCCGAGGGGGCCAGAGAGGGCCACCCCGCGGCCGAGAAGGCCCAGCUGUCCUGCUGGGAGGAGAUGAACGGGCGGGUGAUGCUGCAGGGCACCCUGCUGCACACCUAUGUCUGCACCAUCCUGAUCCGCACCACCAUGGAGGUGGCCUUCAUCGUGGGCCAGUACCUGCUCUACGGGGUCUUCCUGAGCACCCUGCACGUCUGCCGCCGCAGCCCCUGCCCCCACCCGGUCAACUGCUACGUGUCCCGGCCCACGGAGAAGAACGUCUUCAUCGUCUUCAUGCUGGCCGUGGCCGCGCUGUCCCUGCUCCUCAGCCUGGCCGAGCUCUACCACCUGGGCUGGAGGAAGAUGAGGCACGCGUGGGGCAAGCCCGGGCCGCGCCUGCCCGAGCGCCGGCUCCCGGGUCCCUCCGGGGCUGCGGCCCAGAGCUGCACGCCUCCGCCCGACUUCAGCCAGUGCCUGAGGGACGGCCCCGGGGCCAAGUUCUUCCGUCCCUUCGGGGACAACGGUCCCCCGCAGAACCCCGGCUGCCUGGCCGCGCCCCCAGCGCCAGGCCAGCAGCCAGACCCCAGGGAGGGUUUCAUCCAGAUCCGGUAUGGCCAGAAGCCCCAGGUGCCCGACGGGGUCUCCACGGGUCACCGCCUCCCACACAGCGACCAUGGUGACAAGCGCCGUCUCAGCAAGGCCAGCAGCAAGGCCAGGUCAGAUGACCUCUCGGUGUGACCCUCAGCCACGGGAGGACUGGGGGAGGCCGGGAGAAAGAGGCCCAGGGAGGGCCAAGGGGUCUCUUCCUCCCCGUCCCCGUCCUCGUCACUCCUCUGCUCCGGUGGGCCCUGCGUCUCCCGGUGGGCGCUGCCGACCAU